Messenger RNA from Micromonas pusilla CCMP1545, 426 nucleotides. RefSeq lists its product as uncharacterized. The transcript has 2 exons. The record is from RefSeq and is a predicted model, not a curated record. The annotation marks the transcript as partial. NCBI's taxonomy places the organism in Eukaryota, Viridiplantae, Chlorophyta, Mamiellophyceae, Mamiellales, Mamiellaceae. Gene Ontology annotation, molecular function: calcium ion binding.
GAGGACGUAAAGGAGGCUUUCCGGGAGUUUGAUCUGGACAAGAACGGUUACGUAGGCGCGGCGGAGAUAUCUCACAUCUUGCAGAGCAUGGGAGAGAAGGCGACGGACGACGAGGUGGACGAGAUGAUCCUCAUGGCGGACUUGGACGGGGACGGGCAAGUGAGCUUCGACGAAUUCUUCAAGCUCAUAAACUCUUUUCAAGGGAUGCCGCCACCGCCCGGGGACAAGGUGAAGUUCGCGUUCCAAGUCUUCGACCUGGACGGCAGCGGGAGCAUCGACGCGGACGAGCUGCGUAAGAUCGUCAAGGCGACGAACAUGGCGAGCGAGAAACAGUUGACUCGCAAGGUGGAGUGGCUCAUGAAGCAGUGCGACUCGGACGGAGACGGGCAGAUAUCCUUCGACGAGUUCGUGAACCUCGCGAAGAAA